Culex pipiens pallens (northern house mosquito) is the source of this 2176-nucleotide messenger RNA. It is a transcript of the gene dgt1, whose product is annotated as KAT8 regulatory NSL complex subunit 2. Gene Ontology annotation, cellular component: NSL complex. The transcript has 4 exons. The record is from RefSeq and is a predicted model, not a curated record. NCBI's taxonomy places the organism in Eukaryota, Metazoa, Arthropoda, Insecta, Diptera, Culicidae. Bases 206 to 1933 code for a protein of 575 amino acids.
CAGGCGGAUUUUUUUUUCUCAGCCGCUGCUGCUGGUUCACGAUUUUCCCAAUAUGGCCGACCACAGUCCACAGUGAGUUGUUGUUGGCUGCGGAAGUGGUUCCGGGAUCGGGACGGAUUUUCGACCGCUCACCGAACCUACACCGUGAAUUACGGCGGCGCGUUUGACGCGUCCCCGUCCUCUUUUGUCACCGCUGAAUUGGAAAAUGCGAGACAACAAUCUGAAGAGCGGGAGCCCCAGGAAGAUGAGCAGCCAUCCUCGAGGCCAGCAGAGGACCCGACCAUAUCAGCAGAAUACACCAUCUGGCGGACAUCGCAGCGGAACGACAACAACAACCGGAGUCCUGCAGAAUCCCGUCGUAGAUCAGGAGAAAGCCUUGCGGAAUCAAAUUCACAUGGAGAUCGAGAAGAAGUCCAAGGCUUGUUCGAACGCGUCGUACGAGUGUUCGCUGCCGCGGCUUGAAAAUUUCAACUUUUGCAAGCGCCACAUCCUGCAGGAUGCGCGAGCGCCGUUCAAGCAGUGCGCGUUCUUUUUCGCCUCGAACGGGAAACGAUGCCUGGAGCCGGCGCCCAAGUACGACAACAAGAAGGACUACGGCACGAACUAUUGCUUCGAGCACAGCCGGUUGACGCAGCUGACCAAGACCAAGUCGACGAUCGGGAAGUACACCCCGCUGGAGACGACGGAAACGUUGCUGCAUCAGCUGGCGCAUCACGUAAAGGUGGACAAGGCCAAACAGCAGCAGCACCAUCACCACCAGCCGGCCAACUGUUCGGCGUUGAAGAUCACCGUUCACGAGGACGACGAGGAGGGGGAUGUGGACGUGGUGACGCCGUCGGUUGACCCUUACGUGGACAUUGACGUCGGUGCCAUUAACGAUGCGGGUCGGGUUGUGCUGGAUUAUGCUUCGGACAGCAGCAGCGACGAGGAAGCGGUCACCGUCGGGAACACUUGGCGUGGCUACGAGAUGGACAACUCGGACAACGAGAGUGUUGACUCGCAAACGGAGGACCUGCUGAAGCACGCCGGGAUCUACACGGCCGAGGAGGCGACCAUGAUCACGAAAGAGAAGCUCAUCCGGCUGCAGACGCUGUACAUUGACCAGUUCCACCGGUUGCAGCACGUGCUGAAGGAGAAACGCCGCCGUUAUUUGCACGAUUUGCGCAGGGAACGUGAGCAGCAUUGCAGCAUUCACGACCAGGUGAAGGAUUCGCCCAAGGAGCGUAAAAUGUACGAAAAGUUGAAGGCGCUGAAUCAUUACCACCGGAAGCACGGCGUGGAGGCGAUUCUGCACCGGAAGUAUCUGGAGAAACGAGCCAAGGCCACGGAAGGGCUGCACCAGAAGGUGCCGUCCUAUCCAAAGUGUGCAUUUACCGAGGGUGGCGUCAAAUGUGGCGAACGGACGCUGUCCUGCUGCAAAUACUGCCGCAAGCACAUCCUCGAGGACAAGAAGCAGGUCCUGUUCAAGGCGUGCGGCGUCGAGAAGAGCGGAGUCGUAUGCCAGGAACCGUUGGCGAACCUGUUUGAAGAUUCCACCUGCUACCUGCACGUGGAACUCCCCGCCCAGAAAACAUUCACCAAGAAAAAGUACGAAUCCGAGUCGGAGGGUGAAGACGACGGUCAGCUGACGCUCAAAAACGAUCCGUUCGAAGAGGAAAGACGCGUUGGUGACACCAUCAAAUCGUCCCCGUCGCUGUCCACGUCGACGACGGUCACGGCCGUCGAAACGGACACGGAAAUGGCCCAGGUUGGACCGCCGCUUGUCGAGAACAACAUUACCAUCGUGCACGACGAGGAACCGGGCAGUUUGGAGGACUCGCUGCCGGUGAGCGUGAUUGCCAAGCCGGCAGCCAAAGAUGCUCCCGUCAAGCCAGUGGACGUGAAGCCGGAGCAGUCACCUGCGGCGCCGUCAGCGACGGACAAGGGCAAAUAAAACUUCCGUGUUUUUGGUCUCAAUUUAAUUGAUGUUUAUUGUAUUUUCUUUCAUUGUAAUAGUUUUUCCUUAAAUACAGUCGCAGACGAAAAAACAAACAAAAAACUCGAAACAAAAAUAAGGAAAGUUUUUUUUUUGUUUUGGUUCGGAACUAAAUCGCCUAGAGGUUGUAGAGAAUAGUUUUAGGGGGUUUCGAUUUGUGGUGUAUAAUUUUGUGGAAUAAAAUUGUCAGCCUAAUCUCGA